UCGGGGUAUAUAGGUGCCGAGGCGUCGCUCUCGGGCCCGAUUUUUCCGCCCGCUCGGCCACCAGGAGGAACCACAAGAAUGAAUUCACACACGGGAAAGCUUUUGCUUUCCCUUGGUACCUUUCUUGCUCUAGUGACUUCCCUAUCAGCAGGGCCGAGUGAGGAGAAGGGAAGAGUCGUAUGCUACUUCAGCAACUGGGCGAUCUACCGUCCGGGUAUCGGCAAAUACACGGUCGAUGACGUGCCGGCUGACCUCUGCACCCACCUCAUCUACUCGUUCAUCGGCGUGAGCAACGUCACCUGGGAGAUUCUCGUCCUCGAUCCUGAGCUCGACAUCGAGCAGUCAGGCUUCGUCAAGUUCAAUGCCCUCAAGAAGAAGUUCCCUGGCCUGAAGACGGAGGUGGCUCUCGGCGGUUGGGGCGAGGGCGGCCGAAAGUACAGUGCCCUCGUCGGGGUCAAGAAGCGCCGCGACGCCUUCAUCAAGAGCACUGUCGAAUUCAUGGAGAAAUACAAUUUCGAUGGCUUCGAUCUCGAUUGGGAGUAUCCAGGCGCUGCUGACCGUGGGGGUAAAUUUUCCGAUAAGGACGUAUUCUUCUAUUUCGUGGAAGAAUUAAGACGAGCUUUCAACAGAGUGGGAAGAGGCUGGGAGAUCACAAUGGCCGUGCCUCUUGCUAAAUUCCGACUUCAAGAAGGUUAUCACGUACCCGAGCUUUGCGAAAACGUCGAUGCUGUCCACGUGAUGUCGUACGAUCUACGGGGCAAUUGGGCAGGAUUCGCGGACGUACACAGCCCCUUGUACAAGCGCACCCAUGACCAAUGGGCCUACGAGAAGCUGAACGUGAACGACGGUCUUCAACUAUGGGAGGACAUGGGCUGCCCAGCCAAUAAGCUAGUCGUCGGCAUCCCAUUCUACGGGCGCACCUUUACCCUCAGCAAGAGCAACAACAAUUACAAUCCUGGUACUUACAUCAACAAGGAGGCCGGUGGCGGCGAACCCGGCAAGUACACCGGCGCCAAGGGCUUCCUGGCUUAUUACGAGAUUUGCACGGAAAUCAUGAAGCCGGAUUCUGCAUGGACAAAAAAAUGGGACGAGGGUGGAAAAGUUCCUUAUGCCUUCAAAGGAACGCAGUGGGUCGGAUACGAGGAUCCACGGAGCGUGCAAAUCAAAAUGGACUGGAUCAAGUCCAAAGGGUACGCAGGCGCCAUGACCUGGGCCAUCGACAUGGACGACUUUCGUGGCUUGUGCGGCAGGAAAAACGAUUUGUCCCUCAUCAUCUACGAGAGCAUGAAUGAUUACGUAGUCCCCAAGCCACAUCAUAGCACCACACCAAGACCCGAGUGGUCGCGACCGAAAAGCACGACCGCUGAUCCAGCGGAGAAUUACGUGACUACAACGACGCGCGAGACCGAGGAGACGACGCGGCCAACGAGGCCGACACAUCCCGUCCAGCCGACGAGACCAUCCACGAAGCCUUCUUCCACCAAACCCCUAACGAAGCCCACGACACCGGUUACUCUCGUCGACGAGGUUGACGACAGUGACAACGAAAUCAAAUGCGCUGAGCAGGAUUUUAUGCCCGCCAAGGACUGUGACUCGUACUACAGGUGCGUUUAUGGAAGGCCAUUGAAAUUUCAAUGCCGUGACGGUCUUGUAUACAACACCGAUAAAUAUAUUUGCGAUUGGCCACAAAACGUCGAUCGCCCCGAUUGCGAAUAGACUCGAAUACAUCACAUAAGCUUCAAGAAUUUUCAAUCGGCCAGACAAUAUAAAACGAAAUAAAAAAAAUAAUUCAUCCAUUAUUGCCCAUCCAGUUAUAAAUAAUUAAAUAAGAAAAAAGUGAUAAUUGCUUAUAGAAAACAAUGCGUAAGAUAUGUUUUCAUCCAGUACAAUAAUACUUGUUAAGAUUACAUUUACGUCAAAUAUUGCAUUUCAGUUC
This is a messenger RNA of Ceratosolen solmsi marchali, 1936 nucleotides long. Its product is annotated as endochitinase. Gene Ontology annotation, biological process: chitin catabolic process; carbohydrate metabolic process. The transcript has 10 exons. The record is from RefSeq and is a predicted model, not a curated record. Bases 79 to 1716 code for a protein of 545 amino acids. Gene Ontology annotation, cellular component: extracellular region. Gene Ontology annotation, molecular function: chitin binding; chitinase activity. Lineage: Eukaryota; Metazoa; Arthropoda; Insecta; Hymenoptera; Agaonidae.